UACAAGACGGAGUUGUGCAAGAGUUGGGAAGUGAAUGGGUCUUGCAGGUAUGGGAAUAAAUGCCAGUUUGCGCACGGGCAGACGCAGUUGAAGUCUGUACAGCGACACCCGAGGUACAAGACUGAACCUUGUGAGACGUUCAUUAUGACUGGCUCGUGUCCUUAUGGCGACCGUUGCUGUUUCCUUCAU
Molecule: messenger RNA, 189 nt
Organism: Saitoella complicata NRRL Y-17804
Lineage: Eukaryota; Fungi; Ascomycota; Saitoellomycetes; Saitoellales; Saitoellaceae
Exons: 3
Molecular function (GO): metal ion binding; mRNA binding
Source: RefSeq, a predicted model, not a curated record